Fraxinus pennsylvanica is the source of this 726-nucleotide messenger RNA. NCBI's taxonomy places the organism in Eukaryota, Viridiplantae, Streptophyta, Magnoliopsida, Lamiales, Oleaceae. The record is from the annotation of a GenBank genome assembly.
AUGGCGACUGAAAAUCAAGAUCCUAUUCAAAUUGCAGCAGAUAAGUAUAGGUCUUUCUUGCACGAAGAAGCACGAAAUACAGAGUGGAGACAUGGUGGCCCUCCUAUAUAUGAUGAUGUUAAUAAAUUGUUCGAAGAAGGCCGAACCAAGGAAUGGCCUAAAGGAUCACUUGAAGAGGUAGUUCAAAAUGCUUUGAAGUCAUGGGAAAUGGAGUUGUCACACAAGACUCGAAUUCAAGAUUUCAGGACUAUAAAUCCUGAAAAAUUCAAGCUCAUCGUUAAUGGAAGAGAAGGCCUAUCUGCAGAAGAGACACUGAAACUGGGCAGUUACAAUGCAUUGCUAAAGAGUUCAAUGCCAGAAGAAUUCAAAUAUUACAAAGCAGAUGAAGAGAGCUUCGAGUCAUCCCACGAUGCUUUUCGAGUGGCACUUCCUCGUGGCUUUGCAUGGGAAGUUAUAAGUGUUUAUUCAGGUCCACCUGCGAUUGCUUUUAAGUUCAGGCAUUGGGGUUACUUUGAAGGUCCUUUUAAAGGACAUGCUCCUACUGGAGAAUUGGUUCAGUUUUAUGGGAUUGGAAUUCUCAAUGUUGAUGAAUCACUGAGAGCAGAAGAUGUGGAGAUUUACUAUGAUCCAACUGAGCUUUUUGCAAGACUGCUUAAAGGCCCUUUAAUUGCAGGCUCAGAGCACACAGAUUCUGCAUCUACUCUUAAAUGUCCAUUUAAUAAGUAG